Molecule: messenger RNA, 303 nt
Organism: Sphenostylis stenocarpa
Lineage: Eukaryota; Viridiplantae; Streptophyta; Magnoliopsida; Fabales; Fabaceae
Source: the annotation of a GenBank genome assembly
AUGUGUUCCCCUAUUUGCCCUUCUGCAAGACCCCAAACAAUCCCAUCUUCAUCACUUUCUCUCAAAAGAACAAUAUUUUUCACCGGGUUAUGUGGACUUGUUUUUGGGGUUUCUUUGUCUUGGUCAGAGUAUCACAGAGAAAACAGGAAAGCCAGAAGAACCUUCUUACCUCCCUUCUAUCUCUCUUUCCCUCUUUCCUUUAUCUCAUUUCUUCUAGUUCUGUCUUGUUGGGUGCUUCUUUCCCUCUCUGCCUUCUCUUUCAUCUUGUUCCAUAACCUUACCGAACAUCCUCCUUGUCGUUAA